Messenger RNA from Eruca vesicaria subsp. sativa (arugula), 1206 nucleotides. The record is from the annotation of a GenBank genome assembly. Lineage: Eukaryota; Viridiplantae; Streptophyta; Magnoliopsida; Brassicales; Brassicaceae.
AUGGUGAGUCAAAGACAAAGACUUGCACGUAAGCGUUACAAGGAAGCUCACCCUGAACAGUUCCCAAAAGCAGAACCAACACCACCAAAGGAUCCAAACAAGAAGAAGAAGAAGAAAAGCUUGUUCAAGAAAAAGAAACCUAGCUCAUCCACUGUCAGAAAAGGCUCCUCCUCCACGAGGCAUCCUCUCCGUGUCCCUGGUAUGAAACCUGGAGAAGGCUGUUAUAUCUGCAAGUCCAAAACUCAUAUUGCUAAGCUUUGUCCGGAGAAGUCUGAGUGGGAGAGAAACAAGAUAUGCUUGCAAUGUAGGAGGCGAGGGCAUAGUCUUAAAAACUGUCCGGAGAAGAGCGAUGAGAGCAGCUUCGAGAAGAAGAUGUGUUACAACUGUGGAGAUAGUGGACAUUCACUUUCUCAUUGUCCUAAUCCUUUGGAAGAUGGAGGGACGAAGUUUGCAAGUUGUUUCAUAUGCAAGGGACAAGGGCACAUAAGCAAGAACUGCCCUCAAAAUAAGAAUGGAGUCUACCCAAUGGGUGGGUGUUGUAAAGUGUGUGGUAGUGUGGCGCAUCUCGUCAAAGACUGCCCUGAUAAACUCAACAGAGACUCAGCUCCUACCAAGAAGAGUUCAAGAUUUGAUGCUACACCAAGAGGGAAACUCACUAAGUUCAGUGGGGAUGAUCUUGAGGAUGAUUUUUAUGAAGAGCCUAAAAGCAGCAAGAAGAUGAAGACCUCUGAUGCUACUACACCUGAUGAUUUAGAUCAAAAGAGUAUCCCGGAAAAGAAACAAGGUCCAAAGGUUGCGAAUGCAGCGUCAGGAAUGGCUGUGGAAGACGAAUGUAAGCUCAAGUUUUUAGAGCUAAAAGCAAAAAGAAACUAUAGAUUCAUAAUAUUCAGGAUUGACGGACAACAAGUGGUGGUGGAAAAGCUUGGAAGUCCCGAGGAGAACUACGACGAUUUCUCCAAUUCCCUACCGGCCAACGAAUGCCGCUACGCCGUCUAUGACUUCGACUUCACCACUGCUGAGAAUUGCCAGAAAAGCAAGAUCUUCUUCAUAGCAUGGUCACCUGAUUCUUCGAGGGUGAGGAUGAAGAUGGUGUAUGCGAGCUCAAAGGAUAGGUUCAAGAGAGAAUUGGAUGGUAUUCAGGUGGAGUUACAAGCCACGGACCCGAGCGAGAUGAGUUUCGACAUCAUCAAAAGUCGAGCUCUCUAG